Xiphophorus couchianus (Monterrey platyfish) is the source of this 2604-nucleotide messenger RNA. RefSeq names its product lymphocyte antigen 6 family member pge (gene ly6pge). Bases 1470 to 1826 code for a protein of 118 amino acids. The record is from RefSeq and is a predicted model, not a curated record. The transcript has 3 exons. NCBI's taxonomy places the organism in Eukaryota, Metazoa, Chordata, Actinopteri, Cyprinodontiformes, Poeciliidae.
GCCUCUGAUUAAGAUGUAUAAAAAUAACUAAAUAAAAAUAAUCCUCUUUUUUGAGUAGUAUGCAUUAAAAAUGUAACAAAAAUCCAUCCUUUAAUUUGAGGACAUAUAUUCUGUGGUGGGAAAAAUACGACAUUAAGAAGUUUUGCUCAGCUGUUGGUUCCCAUAACAAACCCUUUAAAAUAAAUCAAACAUUUCUUAUUCUUUUACUUUUUAAAAUUGAUCAGAGUAUCUAGGUAUUUUCAAGUAGUAUUUCAUGACUUUCUGGUUCACUCUAGUUUAAAACUCUGGCUCAAUUUGCUUUUAGCCACUGGUUGCUAUGUUUGAUGAGGAGCCAUUUUUAUUUCGCCACCACAGCAGGUUGCUAAGGCAGGAAAAUCAUCUCUGUAACAACCAAGGCGCUAAACCUUUCAGGGAUUUUAAUUAGAUAAAAAGAGAUUGAGUUUUUCUGUAAUACAGGUAAUGUGGGUAAUUUUGACAUGAAAUAAAAGACAAAUGUGUAGAAGUUACUGUUAAGUAUGGUGGGCAUAAAGUGAGGCUGUGGGCCUGUUUAUGUUUUGAAAGGCACUGCGAAUAUUGUUAGUGUAAAAAAUAUAUGUAAACCUGGUUGCUGUUAUGACCCCUUACUGAAGAGUUUAAACUAAAUCAAUUUCUUAAUAUGAUAUGUGCUGUCAAAGAGAGACUGUAACUAAUUGGUCACAUGGAACAAUUUUAUUUUUUAUCUUCAUUGUUUUGCUUGAUUAAGAUGUUGCAUAUUCAGCUGCAUUGAGAUAGAAUCAGAGUUUUGAUCUGCUUGAUCAUAGUCUGCAACUUGCAGAAUCUUGGUAUAUUAAACAAUUAAAUAUUGCUCUGUUUUUGCUCCAUUCUUCUUUAAGUGCCAUAAAAAAGCACACCCUGGUAAAAUUUGUUCUGGAGUCUCCACUGGAGAUUACAGCAUUGGGACUUACAGGGCUAAAUGUGAACUACAAAUAGUACCAAUAGUGAAAAUUAUGACCUGUGAUAGUUUAGCAGAAAAAACAUUCAGAAUGAAUCUGUCUGUGAACUUACAGUUUUAAUAGGCAUGGACCAGUAGAGAUGCUCACAGUAUAAUAAUUGUGCGUAAAAAAAUUCCACAGUUUGAUGAUAUUUGCUAAAUGUAAUCUAGAUGUUUUUAAAUGCAACAAUUAUUGCUUUGUUCUUUUACUUGUGCAGCACAACCUCGUUUUUAAAGAUUUAUAUAAGUAAUAAUGGUAUGGUAUUAUUACUACUAUGUGACAGAAAUAUAAAUAAUGUUAUCCAAACUAUGCAUUUAUUGUAAGUAUCAUUUUGGUACUAAUCAAAAUUUAGCACCACUCAAUGCUAGCUGCUCAUCUGCUGCUCAGGCAGGAGCAGAUAUUAGCUCGUUUAAAUACCAAGAUAAAGCUCAGAGGGCUUAGAGAGCAAACAACCUGCUUUUCAUUGUGGCAUCAGGAGGAGCGACAAGUGGCAGCACCAUGACGAUCGUCCGCUAUUGUCUAUUGCUGCUUUUUGUGUUCCUGCUGCCAACUUACAGCGAGGCUUUGAAGUGCUACACCUGCAUGGGCUCUAAUAACGAUGACUGCAACCGACAAGGCUCCAAAUCCUGUCCCAGCUACUCUGACGCCUGUGCGGUGGUGGUGGGCCAUGACAGUGGCGUGAUGAAGUCGUGUUCCUACAAGUCUUUCUGCAGUCAGGCCAGCAGCCAGGGAUACAGAGCACCAGGGGUCAGAGUUCACUGCUGCUACAGUGACGACUGCAACAUUAAAAGCUUCGCCUCUCCGCUGCCAGGAUUCAGCUUUUGGCUGCUGUCUUUUCUGCUACUUUUGCACUGACUUUUUUUCACAGGACACACAGACAACCUGAUCAUGCCAACAAGAAUCCAUUCAGCAUUCAAAUGCCAACAAAAUGCCAAAAAGACUGCCUGUUUUCACACUUGAUGUCAUCCUACUGAUCACUACUCCACUUAACUUUGGUUAAUGUAUUUAUUGGAGUGCAAGACAUUAAGAAAAUGCUGCAUACUGAGCAGUGAAGUAAUGCUUAUGAACCGUAUAAAUAAAUCAGUCAACUAGCUGCAUCUUUGAUGGCGGAUAGGCACGGACCAGUUUGCUAAUCUUGAGUAAAAAUAUCACGUUGUCAUGGCAUUUGCACAUUUUCUUUCAACACUUGAAAGAAAAUCAAUCUCAUUGCUCUUAGUUAAAGUGAAAAGCAACAACUAUUUGCUGCUGCUUCAAAAUAUAGAUUUUUAGUUCUAUUAAUAUUGUACAUUAAAAAAAAAUCUAUUUACUGUUAUUAUGCUUUCAAAGCAUUGACUUAACCCUGAACUAUAGAUGAUGUGGGGCCAACUCCUGACACAAGUUCACAAAUUUCACAUGAAAAUUACAACAAUAGAUCAGUUUUAAAGGUUGUAGCUCCUGUCAACAUCAGUUGUUACAAAGCUAUAUUUUUAUUACUGUAAAAGGUUCUUCAUAAACAAGAGAUGUCUUCAUCCAACUUAGAAAGUACCCAGUUUUAAGGUUUUUACAUAGUCCAAUCAAAUAAAACAAAAUAACAAAGCUCACAUUCAUGCUUGCUUGAACUUGCUAAAACAUUUGGUUAUUUGAAAAAAAAAAA